This is a messenger RNA of Stegostoma tigrinum, 2998 nucleotides long. RefSeq names its product adipocyte plasma membrane associated protein (gene apmap). Lineage: Eukaryota; Metazoa; Chordata; Chondrichthyes; Orectolobiformes; Stegostomatidae. The transcript is spliced from 9 exons. Gene Ontology annotation, molecular function: strictosidine synthase activity. Bases 94 to 1341 code for a protein of 415 amino acids. Gene Ontology annotation, biological process: biosynthetic process. The record is from RefSeq and is a predicted model, not a curated record.
UGACGUUGCUGGCAGCGCGCGUCGCCGCUCCUUGUUUUGGCUGUUGUCUUCGGGCAGCGGUGUCCAGUGGAGCGCAGCCCAGAAUCCAGGAUCAUGAAAGAGGCGGAAGGUUUGCGGCAGCGCCGGCCACAGCAGCCGCAGGUCGUCUCGGAUGAGUCGCGGGACGCCGAGACGAAGCAUGUGAGUGCAUACAGUGGGAAGGUUUUCCGGAUAACCUUGACAACACUCAUUGUGACUCUUCUGGCCCCAUUUCUGGUGGCAACUCUGCUGUUGCAGUCACCAAUAAAUCCUGAGCCUUUCAGUUACAAGGAACCUCUUCUGCUAACGGGUCCUUUAGAGCCCAACCUUAAACUGAGACAAGCUGAACGCUUGUUUGAGGGCAAGUUGAUUGGACCAGAAUCUAUUGCACACCUUGGAGAGGUGAUAUUCACUGGUACAGCUGAUGGACAGAUUCUGAAAAUAAGUGAUGGACAAAUACAUACCCUAGCAAGGAUAGGCAAACUUCCUUGUGGAACAAGAGAAGAUGAACCAACUUGUGGAAGACCUUUGGGAAUUCGCGUAGGCCGUAAUGGUACUCUGUUUGUGGCUGAUGCUUACUAUGGGCUAUUUGAAGUUAAUCCAGUCACAGGUGAAGUGGAGAUGCUAGUGUCUGCUCAGAAGAUAAUUCAAGGCAGGAGAAUGGCCUUUGUGAAUGACCUCAGCAUCACACAGGAUGGCAGAAAGAUCUACUUCACUGAUUCCAGCAGCAAGUGGCAGAGAAGAGAUAACCAAUACCUGGUGAUGGAGGGCACUGCUGAUGGCAGAUUAAUGGAAUAUGACAUGAUAACAAAACAAGUGGAGGUAUUAAUGGAUGACCUGAGGUUUGCAAACGGAGUUCAGCUCUCUCCGGCUGAGGACUAUGUACUUGUUUCUGAGACGACAAUGGCUAGAAUUAGAAGAUACCACAUCUCUGGAUUAAGAAAAGGAGGACAUGAUAUAUUCUUUGACAAUCUUCCUGGGCUUCCUGACAAUAUAAGACCAAGUAGUUCAGGAGGCUAUUGGGUUGGCAUGGCAGUUCUACGCCCAAAUCCUGGCUUUUCUAUGAUGGAUUUCCUUGCUCCAAGGCCUUGGCUUAAGAAUUUGAUUUUCAAGCUGUUCAGUAAGGAGAUGACCAUGAAGUUUGUGCCCAAGUAUGGCCUUGUAUUGGAGCUAAAUGAGGAUGGAUCCAUCAGGAGGAGUUUCCAUGAUCCCCAUGGAGUGGUGGUGCCAGCAGUUAGUGAGGCAGCUGAGCAUGAUGGUUACCUGUACCUUGGCUCCAUUUAUUCCUCCUUCCUCUGCCGGCUGAAUCUCAACAAGGUUUAACAUGUUUGGCCUAGAAUGAAAGGAUUUUUGUCGAAGAUCAAUCUAUAAAAGCUAAUUCAAAACAUCCCGCCAUCUGAUAUUUAAUCAAAAUGCAUUUCAAAUGGUUGCCAUGCUUUGAAGAUCAUAAACAUGAAUGUUCAAGACUUAAUUUUUCUUAUUUGUCCUUUAAAUAUCAGCUAGUUUCCUCAAUGAUUUGUGAAACUAGACAAUGAGGAAGUAUUUGCAAUUUUGUUCAAUAUCAACCAAUUGGUUGUCUGAGGUUGGGUUAAUAAAAAUUCACGAAAUUAAUACAUUCCACUAAGCCUAUCACUAUCUACUUUCGAAAGUACGGCAAUCAUAUCAACCAAUUUUGUGAAUUUCUGUAAUGUGAUGCAACAGAUGUUAUGGACUUUGGAAGGUACUGAAAGUUUAAAAUGCUGAUUCUGUCUGUGGUGUUUCUCAUUCUUCUGUUUAAUAAUGGGACAGAUUUAGGUUCAGUUUCAUUGAGCUUUAGUGUUCGAUCAGUUAGGGAGGAUUCAUGAAUCAUGAUUUGUAAUUUUUAAUUGGAGAAUGACACCAGGAAAUUGUUGUCCAGGUGAAAAAACAAACAAGCUUAAUUUACGUGUCAAAUGAUGACUAGAACAUUAAUAGACAGAUAUUGGUAGAUAGCUCGACCUGUUAACCUUUCAGUACUUUCUCUACCCAACAAUGUAGUUUCAGAGAUUAAAAAUUUGGCAGAGGUAUUUCCCCUUCAUUCUUGAACCAGUCCCACAACUGCCGCAUGAAUGUAAGCAUGUGGAAUAGACUGUCAAAUGAAGAUAGAACAUUCACAGUCCAUUGUCUUUAAACAGUUGAAAUACUAUCAAAUGAAAUUGCUCACAGUUUUGAAAGAGAUUUAAUGCUUCUUAAAUGGCAAUCAGAGGGUAAUGUUUAAGAUAGAAUUUACAUCAUGCUACAAUGAUUUGAUGGAUUGAAUGGACCUGAUCAAAAUUUGCCUCUGUACUGUUUUGAUUGUAGCAUUCAAGGCUACCUCAUUUAUAAAGAUGUACAGGUACAAAACAGAAGCUGUCAUAUUCAGGUUCCUACAAGUUGGCUGCUGAAAUAUUUUAACUUUGUAAGAGGUCAUACCUAUAGCUGGUAUAGUCGGUGAUGGAUCAGACUGGCCAUUUUUUUUUGUUCAAAUACAAUAGGUUAUUCCUAGUUACUACUUAUCUUUGCAAUGAUUUUGAAAAAUUCUUCACUGUUCCAAAACUCUUCUUCAGGCAGCACUACUAGUCAUGUGAAUAGAAGAACGAAUGAAAACAGUUGAUAAUGUUUUUUAGUUGUAUGUCCAGCUGUAAACAAGUCAUGGAAUAAUGCGAUUCUGUGUUAUAAAUUGAAUCCAAAUUUUUUUUUUUAAUCAGCAGAGUACCUGUGCUGAAGAUGGUUAGACUUGUCACAACUUAAAGUUUAGUUACUGUAAAUGUAUAAAUUAUAACCUGAAACAGAGAGAAAAGAUCACUGAACACAUUCCCUAAAUGAUUUCAGUUGAGUUCUUUAUCCUGUCUUUACGAGACUGUUGAUAGGACAUUGCAAGAUUGUAUUUCUAGUCAUUAAGACUAGGCAUCUAGAUUUGUAAGACUGCAGCAUGUUUGUUUUACAUUGCUCAUUAAAAAAGAUGACCAUGCUGAAAUGAGAA